AGGAAUUGUGCUGGGGAGAAAAUGUUUAUCUGCAGUGUGGAGAAGCCUUCAGUGUACAUGCAGCUCUUAUAAAAAAUGAGGAUGUUUGGAAAGAAACCCUGGCUUGGUAUUUAAUGUGGAAAUAUUUUUAGCACCAGCUCUUAAUUUUUGGAUAUAAGAGUAUACACAUUAGGGGGAAUCUUCAUAAAUGCAAUGACUAGGAUACCUGCCCUGGUUCCACACUAUUCCUCAUGACAGAAAUCACACUGAAGAGAAAAACCUAUACAUCUGAAGUAAGGAUUGUGGGAAAGUCUACAGGAGGUGUUAGUAAACUAUUGCCCAUGGCCUGUUUUUUUUAUUGCCCACAAGCCAGGAGUAGUUUUUUAUAUUUUUAAAGAAGAAGAAUGUGACAGAGACCAUAUGUGGCCCACAAAGCCUGAAAUACUUGCUCUCUGGCGUUUACGGAAAAACUUUGCCAAUCCUUGGUCUACAGCAGCGCUUCUUUACUGGGGGUGAUUUUGUAGUCCAGGAGACAUUGGGUAACGUCUGAAGACAUUUUUGGUUCUUAAACUAGAGGGGAAGUGCUACUAGUAUCUAGUGGGAAGACCUCUGGGAUGCUGUUAAACAUCCCAAAAUGCAAGGAAAGAGUCCCUGGGUGGUACAAAUGAUUAAGUGCUCGACUACUUACGAAAAGGUUGCCAGUUCAAACCCACCCAGAGGCACCUCGGAAGACAUGCCUGGCGAUCUGCUUCCGAAACAUCACAGCCUUGAAAACCCUUUGGAGCAGUUCUCUGCACACAUGGGGUCGCAUUGAGUCGGAAUUGACAGCAGCUAUCAAAAACAAUGCACAAGAGCCCCCCACAGCAGAGAAUCAUCCACCCCAAAGCGUCAGUAUUGUUGAGGUGGAGAAAUUCUGGUCUACAGUAAUUCCUCAGUUUUUAUAAAACAUAAUCAUCAACUACAUGGAAUCAGAAAACCAAACAGGUGUAGCAGAAUUCCACCUCCUAGGCUUCUCAGAUAAUCCAGAACUGCAGCUUCUUCUCCUUGGAAUGUUCUUGACCAUGUACCUGGUCACUGUGCUUGGGAACCUGCUCAUCAUCCUGGCUGUCAACUCAGACUCCCACCUCCACACCCCCAUGUACUUCUUCCUCUCCAACCUGUCCUUCAGUGACAUCUGUUUCAGCACCACUACGGUCCCCAAGAUGCUGGUGAACAUUCAGACACAGAGCAAAUCCAUCAGUUACACAGGCUGCCUCACCCAGAUCUGCUUCUUCCUGGUUUUUGCAUGUUUGGAAAAUUGCCUCCUUGCGGCAAUGGCCUAUGACCGCUUUGUGGCCAUUUGUCAUCCACUGAGGUACACAGUCAUCAUGCACUUCCACCUCUGUGGCCUGCUGAUUCUAUUCUCCUUGUUCAUUAGCAUCACGAAUGCCCUGCUCCACAGUCUGAUGGUGCUGCACCUGUCCUUCUGCACAGACCUAGAAAUCCUCCAGUUUUUCUGUGAACUUCCUCAGGUCCUCAAGCUUGCCUGUUCUGACACCCUCUUAAAUAACAUCCUGCUAUAUUUUAUGACUAGCAUUGUGGGUGGUGGAACCUUACUUGUGAUCAUUUUCUCUUACAUGCAGAUUCUCUCUUCCCUUCUAAAAAUGCCAUCAACAGGUGGAAUGUAUAAAGCCUUUUCUACCUGUGGGUCUCACCUCUCAGUUGUUUCCUUGUUCUACGGGACAGGAUUUGGGGUGUAUCUUAACUCUGCAGCUACUGUCUCCUCUAGGAAGAGUGCAGUUGCAUCAGUGAUGAACACCAUGGUAACACCCAUGCUGAACCCCUUCAUCUACAGCCUGAGGAACAAGGAUAUGAUGGACGCUUUGCAGAAACUCAUCUCUAAAAUAUCUUCUUUCCAUUAAUGUGUCACCUGCUUUGGGCUUAAGCUGUUUGUCCUAGUUAUAUAGUGUUGCUGUAACCAAAAUACCACAAGUGAAUGACUUUAACAAGCAGAAGCUUAUUCUCUCACAGUCUAGUGGGCUAAAAGUCUGAAUUUGGGGUGUCAGCUCAAGGGGAAGGCUUUCUGUCUCUGUUGGCUCAGGAGAAAGGUCCUUGUCAUCAAUCUUCCCCUGGUCGAGAAGCUUUUCUGCCUGGGGACUCCCAGGUCCAAAGGAUGUUCUGUGUUCCCAGUGCGUCUUUCUUGGUGGUAUGAAAUCCCCCUGUCGUUCUUCUCAUUUCUCCCUCUUAUAUCUCAUAUCUCAAAAGAGAUUGGCUUAAAAUACAAUGUAAUCUUGUAGAUUGAGUCUGGCCUCAUUAACAUAAGUGCUAUGGAUAACACCCCAUCAGCAUCAUAGAGAUAGGAUUUACAACACACAGGAAAAUCACAUCAAAUGACAAAAUGGUGGAGAGUCACACAAUAGUGGAAAUCAUGGCUUAGCCAAACUGAUACGCAUAUUUUUGUGUAUCAGUGUCAAUCUAUGACACUGUUGAAAUAUGCCAGAGGGAAAUAAAUUAUAGUGAUUCAGAAAACCUAACCAAGUUCUUUGAAUAAUAAGAGUCCAGAGAUCAUAAUAGUUAUGGGUGACAAUUUGACAUCAGACCACUUGGGUUUGAUUUUUACCUCUUUUUUUUAUGCAAUAGCUGUGUGGAUAUUAAAUACUUAACCUUUCUAAGCUCAGUUUGAAGGUCCUUAGGUGGCACAAAUGGUUUGCACUCAACUGCUAACCUAAAGGUUGGUAGUUCAGAUCCACCCAGAGGUACUGCAGAAGAAAAGUCCUGGCAAUCUGUUUCUGUAAAUAUUAAAGCUAAGAAACCCUAUGGAGUGGUUCUAUUCUGUAACCAUGGAGUCACCAUGAGUCCCAAUCAACUUGAUGGCAACUAACAACAAUAAUUUCAAUUUACUCAUCUAUAAGUUUGUUGUAUUUAUAUUCAUUCACAUUUUUUUCCAUAUAGGUUUGAGAUACUUUAUAAGUGAGAAUGUCUUCAGUUAUACUAAGAGAAAAGUCUCUACUCACAUAGGAUCAAAUGGUAAAAAGAAAGAUUUCAGAGGUAGGGUAGGUCUAGAAUCUACAAAAUGCAGGGCUGCAUUUCACAGCCUUCUGUGUUGGUUUCUUCCUAAAGGUGUUCCUGUGAUGGUCACCAAUGGCUGCAGUGGCACAGGGGUCAUUUAAGAUACAAUAGCCAGAGAGAGAAAACUGACUGCUUCUUACUGGGUCUCUGUAAUGGAGAGAAAAUCUUUAGAAAUACUCAUCCAGAACACAUCCUGUAUCAUCAGCCUGAAUUGGGGCAUAUCCUCUUCUAAAACUAAUUACUAGCAGCAGGAAUUUCAUUACCUUGGAAAGAUUAGAUAAAUUCUCUGAUUAGAAAAGUCUGAUGUGGCAUCAAGUGCUAUAAUGAUUACAAGUGUUCAGUAGAAUACCAUUCCUCUUCAUUUUUUCAUUUCUGGCAUACCAGACCGUAUGAUUGUCUGAUGCAAAAUGGCCAAUACCAGUUCAUUUCAGUUUACUAAUGUCUAGGAUAUCAUCUUUAUACAUUCUUUUUCAUUUGUAAAAACUUCCAAUUUUCCUAGAUUUAUACUUCAUAUAUUCCACGUUCUAGUUAUUAAUGGAUGAUUACAGCUAUUUCUUAUCAUUUAGUGUUGUGCCACAUCAGCAAAUGAAGGCCCUGAAAGGUUUACUCCAUCCACAUCCUUAAGGUCAGCUCUAUUUUAAAGUACUAAAGGAAGAAGUCCAAUCUUCACUGAAGGCAUUGGCGAAAAACAAGGCCCCAGGAACUGACAGAACACCAAUUGAGAUGUUUCAACAAAUGGAUGCAGUGCUGAAAGUGCUCACUGGUCUAUGCUAAGAAAUAUGGAAGACAGCUUCCUGGCCAAUUGGCUGGAAGAGAUCUAUAUUUAUGCCUAUUCCCAAGAAAGAUGAUCCCACCAAACGCAGAAAUUACUGAACAAUAUCAUUAAUAUUACACACAAGCAAAACUUGGCUGAAGAUCAUUCAAAAGCGCCUGCAGCAGUGUAUCAACAAGGAACUACCAGAAGUUCAAGCUGGAUUCAGAAGAGAUGUGGAACUAGGGAAAUCAUUGCUGAUGUCAGAUGGACCCUGGCUGAAAGCAGAGAAUACCAGAAGGAUGUUUACCAGUGUUUUAUUGACUAUGCAAAGGCAUGCAACUGUGUGGAUCAUAACAAAUUAUGGAUAUCAUUGUGAAGAAUGGGAAUUCCAGAACACUUAAUUGUCCUCAUAAGGAACCUGUACAUAGGUCAAGAGGCAGUUGUUCGGACAGAACAAGGGGAUACUGAUUGGUUUAAAGUUAGGAAAGGUAUGUGUCGGGGUUGUAUUCUUUCACCAUACCUAUUCAAUCUGAAUGCUGAGUAAAUAAUCUGAGAAUCUGGACUAUAUGAAGAAGAACAGGGCAUCAGGGUUGGAGGAAGACUCCUUAACAACCUGUGGUAGGCAGAAGACACAACCUUGUUUGCGAAAGUAAUGUGGACUUGAAGCACUUACUAAUGAAAAUCAAAGACCAGAGCCUUCAGUAUGGAUUACACCUCAGCAUAAAGAAAAGAAAAAUCCUCACAACUGGACCAGUAAGCAAGAUCGUGAUAAAUGGAGAAAAGAUUGAAGUUGUCAAGGAUUUCAUUUUACUUGGAUCCAGAAUCAACACCCAUGGAAGCAGCAGUCAAGAAAUCAAAAGUUGCAUUGCAUUGGGCAAGUCUGCUGCAAAGGACCUCUUUAAAGUGUUCAAAAGAAAAGAUGUCACCUUGAAGACUAAGGUGGGCCUGACCCAAGCCAUGGUAUUUUCAAUCACAUCGUAUGCAUGUGAAAGCUGGGCAAUGAAUAAGGAAGACCGAAGAAGAAACGACGCCUUUGAAUUGUGGUGUUGGCAAAGAAUAUUGAAUAUACUAUUGACUGCCAAAAGAAUGAACAAAUCUGUCUUGGAGGAACAACCAGAAUGCUCCUUAGAAGCAAGGAUGGCGACUGCAUCUUACAUACUUCGGACAUGUUAUCAGGAAGGAUCAGUCCCUGGAGAAGGACAUCAUGCUUGGUAAAGGACAGAGUCAGUGGAAAAGAGGUAGACCGUCAAUGGGAUGUAUUGACACAGUGACUGCAACAAUGGGAUCAAGCAUAACAACGAUUGUAAGGAUGACGCAGGAUCGGGCAGUGUUUCGUUCUGUUGUGCAUGGGGUUGCUAUGAAUUGGAACCGACUUUACCGAACCUAACAACAACAACCAGUAUUUUUAGGAAGCAGCUUUUCCUCAUUCCUAUUUUGCCUUCAACCUAAGGGGCUCUUCUUCCUGCGCUAUAUCAGACAAUGUCUCCCUACUAUUCAUAAGGUUUUCACUGGCCAAUUUUUUUUAGAAGUAGCUCACCAGGUCCUUCUUCCUAGUAUGUCUUUGUAUCUGCUGAAUGCUAUCCACCAUGCAUGACCCUGCUGGUAUUUGAAAUACCGGUAGCAUAGUUUCCAGCGUCACAGCAACACACAAGCCACCACAUUAGAACAAGCUGACAGAUAAGUGGUGGACAACAUGAAUCUUGACUGAAAGCAGAGAAUACCAGAAAGAUAUUUACCAGUGUUUUAUUGACUUUGCAUAGGCAUUUGGCUCUUUGGAGCAUAACAAAUUAUGGAUAACAUUGCAAAGAAUGUGAAUUUCAGAACACUUAAUUGUGCUCAUGUGGAAGCUAUACAUAGACCAGCAAACAAAAUGAUGGGAUACUAUGUGGUUUAAAAUUGGGAAAGGUGUGCAUCAGGGUUUUAUUCUUUCACCAUACUUAUACAGUCUGUCUGCUGAGCAAAUAAUCCAAAAACCUGGACUAUAUGAAGGAGAACGAGGCAUCAGGAUUGGAGGAAAACUAAUUAACAACCUGCUAUAUGCAGAUGACACAACUUUGCUUACUGAAAACGAAGAUGACUUGAAACACUUGCUGAUGAAGAUCAAAGACCACAGCCUUCAGUAUGAGUUACACCUCAACAUAAAGACCACAAAAAUCCUCACAACUGGACCAAUAAGCAACAUCAUGAUAAAUGGAGAAAACAUUGAAGUUGUCAAGUAUUUCCUUUUACUUGGAUCCUCUAUCAAUGCCCAAGGAAGCAGCAAUCAAGAAAUCAAACCAUGCGUUGCAUUUGUCAAAUCUCCUACAAGAGAGCUCUUUAAAGUGUUAAAAAGCAAAGACGUCACCUUGAAGACUAAGGUGUGCCUGACUCAAGCUGUGGUGUUUUCAAUCUCCUCAUAUGCAUGUGAAAGCUGGAUGAAGAAUAAAGAAGACCAAAGAAGAACUGACGCUUUCGAAUUAUGAUGUUGGUGAAAAAUAUUGAGCAUAACAAGGACUGCCAAAAGAACGAACCAAUCUGUCUUGGAAGAAGUACAACCAGAAUGCUCCUUAGAAGCGAGGACUAUGUCUCACAUACUUGAACAUGUUAUCAGGAGGGAUCAGUCCCUGAAGAAGGACAUCAUGCUUGGUGAAGUAGAGGUUCAGCAAAAAUGAAGAAGACCCUCAAUGAGAUGAAUUGACACAGUGCUUGAAACAAUGGGAUCCAGCAUAACAACCACUGUGAGGAUGACACCCCUGUCAUCCUGGCAGUGUUUCAUUCUGUUGUACAAAGGGUUGUGAUGAGUUGGAAAUGACUCCACAGCACCUAACAAUAUAACAGUGUAAUGCCUGCUACUGAAUAAGUACUCAAUAUACUCAGUGUGUGUGACCCAGCACAAUUUAUUUCCAAGGGUAAUAUUCUCUCUUUUUUUGACUCUUUCUGCUUUCAUAUAUUUUUAGCACUUGCUUCAGUUAUUAGCAGGGGUUGUUAAUUUAAAUAUUUAUCAGCAGUUGACACUUAUGGUGUAGGCAAGGCCACAUUUGGAGAUACUUCAGUGGAUGUUAUAUUUGUCCUGCUGUCUUUUUGUUAUAUUGAAAGAACAACUUUUGAUUUUCAUUCUCGAAUGACUUGUUUAAUGGCUUGUUUUUAAAGUGGUUGGAUUGUUCAGUGUUUCCCCUUUUGGAUUAUGCAUGUUAUAUCUCAUUUAAGAGGUGAUUAACUCCUCCACUCUCAUGAAAAUAUUUUCUUGUACUAUCUCGUAAAUAUUUAAUCAUGUUUUCUUUUGUGUUUAAAAGACAUUGGAAUGAUCUUUCAAUAUGGCAUGAUGAAGGAUCCAAUUCAUUUUCUUUCCAUAUGGAUAAACAAUGAUUUCAGCACUAUUUCCUGAAUGAUGCCAUCCUUUCCCUGCAGUGUCACAUGGUCCUAAAUGAAGAGCCUGAUGCCUCCUGUGUAGCCAAUAAGUCUUCAUAUAGAUGAGUAUUAGUUCUAUUUUGCUGUCCUAUACUAGAAUCAUAUCAUUUUAGUUAUUAUAGCUCCAUGAUAUGUUUUGAUGGUUGGUAAGGCAAAUGCUUCAGGUUGUUCUUACUUGCCAUCAAGGUAAAUAUUGUUUCUCCAUCACUCUUCCACAUAUUUUUAAACUCUGGGAUUUUUCUUCCUUGUGCUAACCUGGUCUGGUUUGGACACCAAGUUUGUGCUGGCCUUAUAAAAUGAGAUAAAGAAUAUCCUAUCCCUUAUGUUUUCUGAAACCCUUCCUUUAAAAUGGAAAUUAACUCCUUUGAAUGCUUGGAAGAACUUGCGUGUAAAACUAUGUAUGUCAGGUUGUGUUUCGUGACAAAUUAUAUUAUUGAGGAUUUCAAUUUAUUUACAGUUUCCAAGAUUACUUGCUUCCUAUUUCUUCUUGAGAGAAGUGUGGUCAGCUGGAUUUAACCAUGACCAGCAUUUCCCCUUGUGCAUAGAAUUCAAUCUCUCCUGCCUACGUUAGGACAAAACUCUGGUAAUUCCACUGUCUCUCUC
This is a messenger RNA of Loxodonta africana (African savanna elephant), 7771 nucleotides long. Its product is annotated as olfactory receptor 7G3-like. The record is from RefSeq and is a predicted model, not a curated record. Gene Ontology annotation, cellular component: plasma membrane. The transcript is spliced from 2 exons. Gene Ontology annotation, molecular function: G protein-coupled receptor activity; olfactory receptor activity. Bases 942 to 1880 code for a protein of 312 amino acids. Gene Ontology annotation, biological process: G protein-coupled receptor signaling pathway. NCBI's taxonomy places the organism in Eukaryota, Metazoa, Chordata, Mammalia, Proboscidea, Elephantidae.